Molecule: messenger RNA, 1896 nt
Organism: Mycena indigotica
Lineage: Eukaryota; Fungi; Basidiomycota; Agaricomycetes; Agaricales; Mycenaceae
Exons: 5
Coding region: 1-1896 (631 amino acids)
Source: RefSeq, a predicted model, not a curated record
AUGCACGAAUUCGAACUUGGGGUCUGGAAGAACCUAUUUACACAUCUUAUCCGUCUGUUGUAUGCCAUGCCGGAUGGGCCUUCUCUGGUGGCAGAACUGGAUUCACGAUAUCGUCAGGUUCCAAGAUUUGGUAUUGAUACCAUUCGCCGAUUUGCGACAAACGCGUCUGAAAUGAAGAAAUUGAGUGCACGUGAUUUCGAAGAUCUACUCCAGUGUGCGAUUCCGGUUUUUGAAGGCUUAUUUUCCCUGCCUGACACAGACGAGCAUAACUCUUGCAUUCUCAAGCUUCUGUACCGUCUUGCUGAAUGGCACGGCUAUGCCAAGCUCAGAAUGCAUACGGACCAGACUCUUGACCACCUCGACAUGCUUACGAGUCAACUUGGAACGCUCAUGCGCAAUUUUCAGCAGACAACGUGUACUGCAUUCAAGACCAAAGAAUUGCCACGUGAAGCACGUCAUCGCCAUGAUCAAGCUAUCUCAUCUGGCAGCAAAACAUCGUCCUCGACUCCCAAGCUCAAAGCAUUUAAUCUCAAUACCUACAAAUGGCAUUCCCUGGGAGACUAUGUCCCAACUAUUCGACUCUUCGGGACAACUGACAUUUAUUCAACCCAAAUUGCAAUUCUCCAGGGCGAAAGUUUACAUCGCCUCCUCAAGCGUAUGUACACAUUGACCAACAAGAAUGGCCAUGAGCGUCAACUUGCCCAGCGCUACAUGCGGGUUGCACGUGCACGAGCAGCCGCUCGCGCCAAUCGCGCUCGACAGCCCCGACAUUUUCACCUUGUCCGUUCAGGCUUGUCUGACCCGCUUGGAAUGGUCUCAAUGCGGGUCCAUCAUCACACUAGUUGGGCUCGCCGAUCUCCAAUUGACAUUCCAAGAUUUGUCGGCACGCAGGAUCCUGCGAUGAAGGAUUUCUACCCCAAGCUCCAAGAUCAUAUUCUUGGACGACUACAACACCGUAUUUUCGAUGGCGACGACCACCAUGAUUUCACCGAUGCCGACAGAAACACUGUUUAUGUGCUAAACAAUGCUCUGUAUGCCACCAAAACUCUGCGCGUGAACUAUACCACCUAUGAUGUUCGACGAGACUACAACACUGUCAACCCGCUGACAACUCCCUUCGUCCUAAUGCGCGCACCAGACAGUGGACUGGCUCACCCAUACUGGUAUUGCAAGGUUAUCGGGAUCUUCCACGCCAGAGCAUAUCGCUCUCUCUUAACUGGCACCACGCCACCAGUCGCGAUGGAGAUUCUCUGGGUCCGAUGGAUGGGCAUUGUCCCCGAGCGCCCUGGAGAUAUUGAAGCAGCACAGCUUCCGCAAGUUGGUUUUGUUCCCGAAGACGAUCCAUAUGCCUUUGGGUUUCUUGAUCCAGCACAAGUUAUUCGUGCGAGCCAUCUUAUUCCACGUUUUGCGGGGGGUCGAACAAAUGAUCUUUUAUCAACGCAGAAGCCGACUGCAGCUCGCUUGUUCGACGAGACCGAUGAUUGGAAGAGCUACUAUGUUGAUAUAUUUGCUGAUCGUGAUAUGCUAAUGCGGUAUGUUGGUGGUGGUGUUGGCCAUCUCGACUGCGCUAUCUCUUCCUUCGACAGUGUUCCACCUCAUGCUGAACCUCCCACAUUGCCAACCAUCACGCCGUUACAACCAUCAGCUCCAAAUGCAACCAAUGAAGCUGAAGAAGACAUUGAUUUGGAGGAUAUCAAUGAAACCGAUGUCGUGGUUGACGAUGGAGAUGAUGAGGUCACUGAGAUCAAUAUGGAGAACGACUUGGAGGAACCAGAGUUCUAUUAUGAUGAAGACUAUGGAACAGGUGGUGAAGAGGAAGAGGAAAUAGAGGAUGAGUCCGAUUGCAACUCACAACUCGAUGACAACGACUUCGAUAUUCAUGCUUAUAGCUACUAA